UGCCUCGUAGCUCCACCCUCAGAUCACAAGGAAACAUUUGACUUUCGGUUUGGUCCGGGACCAGCUUUACCAUCUGUAAUAGCAGAAUAAAGAUUAAACAUCUUUCCCAGCACGGGUGAAAUCAUGCGGGACUUAAUCUUUAUUCUCCUAUCGGCUGUGGUCUGCUCUUCACUGGCCAAGGAAGAUCGACCCAACGUUCAGGUGUACACCCGUCUCAAAGAAGAGUUUGGGAAAGACAACAUCUUAAUCUGUCACGUGACUUGCUUCUACCCGCCACUGAUCACGAUUGACCUGCUGAAGAAUGGAGAGACAAUUCCGAAAGCCAAUCAGACAGACCUGGCUUUCGCGAACACCUGGAAGUACCACCUGACCAAAGCUGUGGCCAUCACCCUGAACCAAGAAGACAAGUUCGUUUGCAGAGUGACCCACAUGGGGAAGACCAACGAUCACAUUUUGGAACUUGACUAGUAACCUCUGUGGUCCACCAUGUUCCAGGUCUGCUCAGUCUGGAGGAGGUGAAGAAGAUUUAAAUGUAAAAUCUCUACUCUUGACUUUCAUAACAAAAGUGAAAGUGUUUUCCGCAGAUCAGUGAAAUGCACUUGAUCCAGCCUUAAAUCGACUACGUUUACAUAGACACCAAUAGUCUGACUAUUUAGCUUAUUUUAGAGGGAUAGUUCACCCAGAAAUGAAAAUUCACUCAUUAUCGACGUACCCUUAUGCCGGUGGGGGGGUGGGUGAAGUGGUUGAGUCCACAAACCACUUUUGGAGUUUCAGGGGUCAACAGUGUUGCAG
Molecule: messenger RNA, 792 nt
Organism: Hippoglossus stenolepis (Pacific halibut)
Lineage: Eukaryota; Metazoa; Chordata; Actinopteri; Pleuronectiformes; Pleuronectidae
Product: beta-2-microglobulin
Exons: 4
Coding region: 124-468 (114 amino acids)
Biological process (GO): immunoglobulin production involved in immunoglobulin-mediated immune response; peptide antigen assembly with MHC class II protein complex; positive regulation of T cell activation
Cellular component (GO): MHC class II protein complex
Molecular function (GO): MHC class II protein complex binding
Source: RefSeq, a predicted model, not a curated record